Rosa rugosa (rugosa rose) is the source of this 1728-nucleotide messenger RNA. Its product is annotated as gibberellin 2-beta-dioxygenase 8. The transcript has 3 exons. Bases 401 to 1441 code for a protein of 346 amino acids. The record is from RefSeq and is a predicted model, not a curated record. Lineage: Eukaryota; Viridiplantae; Streptophyta; Magnoliopsida; Rosales; Rosaceae.
GGAAAAGUCUCGAGCAAAAUAGAUAACUUCCAUGUCUCCUAAAUAUAUAUGUUGUUGCUAGCUAGCAAGAGGACAUGCACUCGAAGUCUCAAACUUUUAGUCUCCAGUCUCAUCGAAAUUUUUUUUUAGUCUGAAGUCCAAAAGCUGGAGAAGUUAACGCCAUAACAUUUUCAUCGACGACGAAUUAGAGGCAGCAUAAGAAACAAUAGAACGCGCGUUGUCCCAAUUUCGUUUCUCAUUGUCUCCAUCUCCAAGUUAAGCCCCUAACCAUACUUAAUUUGUCAUUACUUGUGAUUAGCUACUUCUUUUUAAUCUCUUCAAUCGCUAGCUGCUCUAACAUUCCCUUCUCACCGCUGCCAUUAUUCUUCUAUGUCAUGAUCUUAGCUUUCAACUCCUAAGCAUGGACUCGGACCCACCGUUUCACAAGGCCUACAAGACUUUUUUCGACAACGCCAGCACCAGCACCGCCACUACCAACAACAACAACAAUAACAAAGACAACAAAGACCAGGAAGCGAUAAAGGUAAUCGUCGAGGAAUGCGAGCUGCCGCUGAUUGAUCUGCGGCGGCUAGAGCUCGGAGACUCCGAGGGAGAGGAGUGCAAGUCGGAGAUAGCUAGGGCAUCGCAGGAGUGGGGAUUUUUUCAGGUUGUGAACCAUGGGAUUUCAAGCGAGCUUUUGCAGAAGAUGAAGAGUGAGCAAGAAAAGGUAUUCCAGCAAUCGUUUGACAAGAAGAGCCAAGAACACAAGUACUUGAACUUUUCGGCAGGUACUUACCGUUGGGGAAGUCCUACGGCCACAAGCCUGAGACAGUUAUCAUGGUCUGAAGCUUUUCACAUUCCACUCAACAAGAUUUUUGCUUCCUCGGCUGCUGGUCUCGACGAUCUCAGCUCAACGAUGGAACAGUUUGCCACAACAGUUUCUAGUCUAGCACUGAAAUUAGCUGAAAUUUUGGCCGAGAAAUUGGAUCACAAAUCGACAUUCUUCCACGAAAAUUGUUUACCGAGCACUUGCUAUCUUCGGAUGAACCGAUAUCCACCAUGUCCAAUUCCUUCAGAGGUAUUUGGAUUGAUGCCACACACUGACAGUGACUUUCUCACUAUAUUGCAUCAAGACCAGGUUGGGGGAUUGCAAUUGGUCAAAGAUGAUCGAUGGAUCGCAGUGAAGCCUAAUCCAGAAGCUCUAAUCAUCAACAUUGGGGAUUUAUUUCAGGCAUGGAGCAACAAUGUCUACAAGAGUGUUCAGCAUCGAGUUGUCACAAAUUUGCAAGUUGAACGAUUCUCCACUGCAUACUUCUUUUGUCCAUCUUAUGAAACCAUGAUAGAGAGUUGUUGCGAGCCUUCGGUUUAUAGAAAAUUCAGCUUUGGGGAAUAUCGACACCAAGUCCAAGAGGAUGUUAAACAAUUGGGUUCUAAAGUAGGCCUUCCUAGGUUUCUUGUCUAAUUAGUUUAUAAGUCCUAGGCACAAACAUGAAUUUUGCUAGUAUAAUUAGGAUAAAUCUAUAUGUAUGUGGGAAAUGGAAGCGGGGUACGUACGUAUAGAUAUUAUACUAUUUUAAGCUUAGGGUUUAUGUUAGAAAACGAAGGGUGAUAAUAGUUUGUGUUUUUUUUUUGGUUGCUAUAUCGUAGCUUCUUUAAUUAGUCAAUGUAUUGUAAUCAACUACUGUACAAUUAAGAUUUUGUUUGAUAAUGAUUCCUUUGGAUUUAUAAAAGUUUUGUCAUCUCAUUUUA